AAAGGGUGGGCUCACCUGUUUAUAUAAGUUAGGCUAACUUUUACUCGAAACCUCUAGAACCCAGGACGCAUUUAUUUUCGACAACACCGCGAUUUUUUUUUAUAAAUAUGAAGACCGAAACGCUCACAUUUUUGCUUGGACUUUUAUGCUUGAGCGUAUUUUCUCCGUUACACUGUGAGCCAAAGGGACCAAUUCCUGAAGAUAAACUCCUAAUAUUAACUGUAGCUACAAAAGAAAGCGAUGGAUUUAAGCGGUUUAUGAGAUCUGCACGGCAGUUUAACUACACAAUUAAGGUUCUUGGCAGGGGUGAGAAAUGGACCGGUGGGGACUACAUGUCUGCGCCAGGAGGAGGACAGAAAGUGCGACUUUUGAAGUCUGCUUUGGAUAGCGUAAAGGAGAAGGACAAAAUCAUCCUCUUUGUAGACAGCUAUGACGUGAUCUUCUCUUCGGGCCCAAAAGAACUGCUGAAGAAGUUCCAGCAGACCAAGCACAAGGUGGUCUUCUCUGCCGAGACCCUCAUCUGGCCGGACCGCCAUCUGGAAGACAAGCACCCACAUGUCAGGGAAGGGAAGAGGUUUCUCGGAGCAGGAGGCUUCAUCGGCUAUGCCCAAAACAUUAAAAAUAUGGUCUCUGAUUGGUCAGGGAAAGAUGACGACAGUGACCAGCUUUUUUAUACCAAACUAUACAUCAACACUGAGAAGCGGAAAUCCAUAAAUAUAACUCUCGAUAGCAAGUGCAGAUUGUUCCAGAACCUGUACGGAGCUCUAGAUGAAGUGGUGCUCAAGUUUGAGAAUGGAAGAGCGAGGGCCAGAAAUGUGCUCUAUGACACUCUACCUGUUAUCGUCCAUGGAAAUGGGCCUACAAAGCUUCAGGUAAAUUACCUUGGCAACUACAUCCCAAGGGUUUGGACCUUCGAGACAGGCUGUACGGUUUGCCAAGAGGACUUGCGGCCUCUCUCGGGACUCAAGGAGAGCGAGUAUCCCAGCGUGGUCAUCGGCAUCUUUAUUCAACAGCCCACUCCAUUCCUAACGGUCUUCUUCGAGCGUCUUCUCCGUCUCCAGUACCCCAAAAAUCGCCUUCAACUCUUCAUCUCCAACCAGGAGCCCCAUCACGAGCAGCACGUCCACGCUUUUCUACAGAAUCAUGAGGCGGAAUAUCAGGCUGUAAAGCUGAUCGGGCCCAACGAGGGUGUUGACCACGUUACCUCACGCAAUAUAGGCUUUGACAUGUGUCGAGAUGAUAUCGAGUGCGAAUACUUCUUCAGUAUGGACGCAGAUGUGGUUCUGAAGAACGAAGACAUGCUUAAGAUACUAAUUGAGUUAAAUAAACCAUUCAUAGCGCCAAUGAUGAGCAAGCCCGGUCGGCUGUGGUCUAAUUUCUGGGGAGCUCUUAGUGCUGAUGGUUACUACGCUAGGUCUGAGGAUUAUGUGGACAUUGUUCAGGGUCGCAGAGUGGGUAUCUGGAACGUUCCAUACGUGUCUCAGGUGUACCUGUUGAGAGCCGACAUUCUGAGGAACGAAUUAAAGGCUCCGGAUCUCUUCCAGUCGGCAAGCCUCGACCCAGAUAUGGCCUUCUGCUCCAGAGUGCGGGACCAGGGAGUCUUCAUGUUCGUAACAAAUAUGCAUACGUACGGCCGAAUCCUGAAUACGGAAAACUACCAGACGAAUCACCUUCACAACGAUCUCUGGCAGAUCUUUGAUAACCCUGAGGACUGGAAAGAGCGAUACAUUCAUCCAAAUUACUCAAGAACUUUGAACGACAAUCUAAUUGAAACGCCGUGCCCUGAUGUAUACUGGUUUCCUAUUUUCACCAAUGUGGCUUGUGAUCAAAUUAUUGAAGAAAUGGAAAAUUUUGGCCAGUGGUCAGGAGGUGGCAAUGUGGACACACGGAUCCAGGGUGGCUACGAGAACGUCCCCACUAUUGAUAUUCACAUGAAUCAGAUCAACUUUGAAAAAGAGUGGCAUAAGUUCCUCUUGGAAUAUAUUGCACCAGUGACGGAGAAAAUGUUUCCUGGGUAUUACACAAAGUGUACCUCCUACCUGAACUUUGUAGUGAGGUAUAAGCCUGACGAGCAGCCCCUGCUCACCCCGCAUCAUGACGCCUCUACUUUUACUAUUAAUAUAGCACUCAACAGCAAAGACGUUGAUUAUCAGGCUCAGUUUGACUUGGCGUUUGUAGUUAGGUAUAAACCCGAUGAACAGCCGUCGUUAAGGCCUCAUCAUGACGCCUCUACUUUUACUAUAAAUCUUGCCCUCAAUCAAGUGGGGAUUGACUUUGAGGGUGGCGGCUGUCGGUUCCUCAGGUACGACUGCUCCAUACAGGCUCCAAGGAAGGGCUGGGCCCUCAUGCACCCUGGCCGUUUAACACACUACCAUGAAGGUCUACCCACAACAGCUGGUGUCAGAUACAUUGCUGUCUCAUUUGUGGACCCAUAAUUCGUAAAUCUUUAAAGGAAAUCCAUGUUACAGUCACUUUCUUUAGUCCAAGACAUCCAGUGUGAAAGCUGAGACAGGACUGUCAGAAAGACAAUCAAUGUAACUGUGUUGAAAAUAAUUAAAACUGUGCCUUUCAUUUGUUGUAAAAGUUAUACUGUACUACCACAUCUGUAAUUCAAAGGCUAAAAUAGUUUACUUUGAAUGCAGAUUAUUUUUGUUUAUUUAUUGAUCAUUUUUUUAAAGCAGUCACUCCAUUCAUCUGGUAUGUUUUUUUUUUUAACAAAUUGGCCUGGGAUAACAGAAUUAUACACUCUUUUUUUUCUUGAUACGUUUCCCGGGGAAACAGUGCUACUGUUUAGAUGAGGCUGAUGUAUAUGUUGUGUUUUGUCUCUUUUAAUUCAUUGUUUAAUGGUAAAACAUCCAUUUUUUAUUUACAAAACAAUAAAAAGUGACUGUUUUCUUUA
Molecule: messenger RNA, 2899 nt
Organism: Tachysurus vachellii
Lineage: Eukaryota; Metazoa; Chordata; Actinopteri; Siluriformes; Bagridae
Gene: plod1a
Product: procollagen-lysine, 2-oxoglutarate 5-dioxygenase 1a
Exons: 20
Coding region: 108-2435 (775 amino acids)
Biological process (GO): peptidyl-lysine hydroxylation
Cellular component (GO): endoplasmic reticulum
Molecular function (GO): iron ion binding; procollagen-lysine 5-dioxygenase activity; L-ascorbic acid binding
Source: RefSeq, a predicted model, not a curated record